UCCAUUUUUUUGGAAAAACGUUUUCCUGGAUGAGUACCAAGCCCAGCCUAAGCCGCAUCUCUGCUAUCCUCUUGGGCGAUUUCGGAGUUCGGACUCCACUCUUUCAUGGAUGAUGAUGAUGGUUUCACUAGCAUCCUCAUCCUUCCUCCCUUGUUUCAAGAGUAAUAUUCUUAUGAUGGUCAGGGCACCUGCCAUUGAUCCUCCAUUCUAUUCAAGGCCCCUCCGCCCUUCCAAAUGGCCUCUUCGAAACACUUCAAUACUGAGACCAACGUCUCGUUUGAAUUCCCAGAGCUUAGAUAGCGAGGAGGAAGACCAACAGGCUUCAGUUCAAGACCUUAGGGUUCCGGAAGAGUGGCUUGUCCCCUCCAAGGCUCUCCAGGAAUCUGAGUGGCUUAGAGUGACUCUUCACAAGUGGUUGGAUGAUGAGUACUGCCCUGAGGCUACCAACAUUGAAAUUAGCAAGGUUGCAGCUCAAUCAUUCUAUGAAUCUUUGGUUGGGAGACAGGCUGACUUGGGGGAGAUACUGUUGAAGAUGGCAAGAGACUUGCAAUCUAUUUCCUAUCAAGAAAGCUUCCACGGUGCAUUCUCAUCAGCAAAUGCAGCAGUCCAUCUAAUUGCCUCGCGGAUGGAGCAGGAGUAGAUGUUUCAUCAUUGUUCUCCUGUGUCAACUUUUCAUCGACAAAAGAGUACGCCUCUUGUUUAUAGUAUUAGUCGUCUUUGGAAUACAUUAGUUGCACAGUUUUCCAAUUUUUGAAUUGUAAUUAUGAUUUGUAGUCCUGGGAAGGACGUUUUAUUAUUUGACUUGCUUUGUGGUAAAACAGAGAGAUGUUUACAGAAUUAACUGCCAUCAGGAGUCAUUGUCAGAGUUAUUAAGCACAUCUGUAUUAUAAUUUUGCAUGCCAA
Molecule: messenger RNA, 903 nt
Organism: Macadamia integrifolia
Lineage: Eukaryota; Viridiplantae; Streptophyta; Magnoliopsida; Proteales; Proteaceae
Exons: 2
Coding region: 110-640 (176 amino acids)
Source: RefSeq, a predicted model, not a curated record